AUGACCACCCCCGUCCCCCUCCCCUUCUCCGAACCCGCCUACCUCACCGGCGCCCCAAACCCCUACUACACCCCCUCACACCUCAAAUGGCAGAAAGCCUGCCGCGACUUCAUCACGGCCAACCUAACCGCGCACGCGCUCGAGUGGGAGCGCGCCGAAGAGGUGCCGCCCUCGGUCUUCGACACCUUCUCGGCGGCACACAUGCUGAUCCCGACGCUGCCGGGCCCGCUGCCCAUCGCCUGGCUCAAGCGGCUCGGCAUCCACACGCUGCUGGGCGGCCUGCCCGUCGAGGAGUUCGACUACAUGCAUUUCCUGAUCCAUGCAGACGAGAUGGCGCGCAGCGGGCUGGCGGGGCCGGGCGCGUCGCUGACGACGGGGAUGGCGUAUGGCGUGCCGCCGAUCGUUAAGUAUGGUAGUAGGGAGCUGCAGGAGCGUGUGCUGCCGGACUUGCUGACGGGGAGGGCGAGGGCGUGCAUUGCGAUUACGGAGCCGGGGGCGGGCAGCGAUGUGGCGGGGAUUGAGGCGACGGCGGUGAAGAGUGAGGAUGGGAGGGAGUAUAUUGUGAACGGGCAGAAGAAAUGGAUCACGAACGGGAUCUGGGCAACAUAUGCCACGACCGCCGUGCGCACGGGGGGCCCCGGGCCCGGCGGCCUCUCGCUGCUGCUGAUCCCGCUGCAGUCGCCCGGCGUGACGGCGCGCAAGCUGACGGUGACGGGGAUGGCCACGUCGGGGACCACGUUCAUCACGCUCGAGGACGUGCGCGUGCCCUGCGAGAACAUCAUCGGCGCCGAGGGCCAGGGCAUGAAGAUGAUCAUGACCAACUUCAACCACGAGCGGCUGUCCAUCGCCAUCGCGGCCACGCGGCAGGCCCGCGUCGCCGUCAGCGCGGCGCUCGAGUAUGUGCUCGCGCGCGAGGCGUUCGGGAAGGCGCUGAUCGAGCAGGCGGUGGUGAGGCACCGGCUGGCGAAGGUGGGGGCGAGGGUCGAGAGCCAGUGGGCGUGGGUCGAGAGCGUGGCGUGGAGGAUGCGGCAGGGGGAGGAGGAUAUGGGUGGGGUGUUGGCGCUGGUUAAGGCGAGUGCGGGGAUGGUGCUGGCGGAGGCGGCGGGCACGGCGGUGGUGCUGCUGGGCGGGAAUGGGCUCACGAGGAGCGGGAGAGGUGAGCUGGUGGAGAGGAUCUAUAGGGAUGUGCCGGGGACGGUGGUGCCGGGUGGGAGCGAGGACGUGAUGUUGGAUCUGGGGGUGAGGGAGUUGGUGAAGAAUUAUAGGAAGGCGAUUAGAAAGUUGGAGGCCGGGUCGAAGUUGUAA
Molecule: messenger RNA, 1305 nt
Organism: Morchella sextelata
Lineage: Eukaryota; Fungi; Ascomycota; Pezizomycetes; Pezizales; Morchellaceae
Exons: 2
Coding region: 1-1305 (434 amino acids)
Molecular function (GO): acyl-CoA dehydrogenase activity; flavin adenine dinucleotide binding
Source: RefSeq, a predicted model, not a curated record